This is a messenger RNA of Toxotes jaculatrix (banded archerfish), 5217 nucleotides long. RefSeq names its product chloride channel 3 (gene clcn3). NCBI's taxonomy places the organism in Eukaryota, Metazoa, Chordata, Actinopteri, Toxotidae. Gene Ontology annotation, cellular component: membrane; synaptic vesicle; Golgi apparatus. Bases 351 to 2801 code for a protein of 816 amino acids. The record is from RefSeq and is a predicted model, not a curated record. Gene Ontology annotation, molecular function: voltage-gated chloride channel activity. Gene Ontology annotation, biological process: chloride transport; transmembrane transport. The transcript has 14 exons.
AAGCUUGUAAAGCCCUCCUCUCGGCUAAGUCUGCAGUGUGAGCAGGGGGCUGGCUCACUCCGUAGCCCCAUGGAGAUUUUUGCUGAAACUUUUUGUUGGCUUAGAAGGAGUAAAAGAGAUAAAUGCAGCGGUGCUUCGGAAAACUUUGGUUCUUGAACAGAAACGGAUUUAGUCUGGGUUCUUUUAACUCACUGGAUUACAGAAACUCGAGAGACUUUCCUGUUUCAAAUUUCAUAUCGUGGUUUUGCUGUCUUGACGUCCUGGCGGGACUUGUUUUGGAGGGUGGUGACAAACUAUGGCUGAUAUCACCUGUGCCAUUGCCCAGCAAGAUCUAAGGGUCUAACUACGCCAUGUCUAACGGGGGCGGGGCUCCCAGUAGCUCCACUCACCUGUUGGACUUCCUAGAGGAGCCCAUCCCUGGUGUGGGGACCUAUGACGACUUCCACACCAUCGACUGGGUGCGUGAGAAGUGCAAGGACCGCGAGAGACACAGGAAGAUUAACAGUAAGAAAAAGGAGUCAGCAUGGGAGUUCACAAAGAGCCUGUACGAUGCCUGGUCUGGGUGGCUGGUGGUUACUCUCACCGGCUUGGCCUCUGGUGCUUUGGCUGGCCUUAUUGACAUUGCUGCUGAUUGGAUGAACGACCUGAAGGAGGGCGUGUGUCUGAGCGCCAUGUGGUUCAACCACGAGCAGUGCUGCUGGACGUCCAAUGAGACCACCUUCGCUGAGCGGGACAAGUGUCCUCAGUGGAAGAGCUGGGCUGAGCUAAUACUGGGGCAGGCCGAGGGCCCUGGCUCGUACAUCAUGAACUACUUCAUGUACAUCUACUGGGCUCUGUCCUUCGCCUUCCUGGCUGUCUGUCUGGUAAAGGUGUUUGCUCCAUACGCCUGCGGCUCUGGGAUCCCUGAGAUCAAGACCAUCCUGAGUGGGUUUAUCAUCAGGGGCUACCUGGGCAAGUGGACCCUGAUGAUCAAGACCAUUACUUUAGUGCUGGCUGUGGCGUCCGGCCUCAGCCUGGGGAAAGAGGGCCCCCUGGUCCACGUGGCCUGCUGCUGUGGGAACAUAUUCUCCUACCUCUUCCCCAAGUACAGCAAGAACGAGGCCAAGAAACGAGAGGUUCUCUCUGCUGCGUCAGCUGCUGGAGUGUCUGUGGCUUUUGGAGCCCCGAUAGGAGGAGUUCUCUUCAGCUUGGAGGAGGUGAGCUACUACUUCCCUCUCAAGACACUGUGGCGCUCCUUCUUUGCCGCACUGGUGGCGGCCUUCGUCCUGCGGUCCAUCAAUCCUUUUGGUAACAGCCGUCUGGUGCUGUUCUACGUGGAGUACCACACGCCGUGGUACCUGUUUGAGCUCAUCCCUUUCAUCCUUCUGGGAGUUUUUGGUGGUCUCUGGGGAGCUUUCUUCAUCCGAGCCAACAUUGCCUGGUGCCGGCGGCGCAAGUCAACACGCUUCGGAAAGUACCCGGUGUUGGAGGUGAUCCUCGUGGCCGCCAUCACAGCUGUGGUUGCUUUCCCGAACCCAUACACACGGCAGAAUACCAGCGAGCUGAUAAAGGAGUUGUUUACUGACUGUGGCCCGCUGGAGUCCUCGCAGCUCUGCCAGUACCGCAGCCAGAUGAAUGGCAGCAAGGCCUUCACUGACAACCCCAACCGACCAGCGGGACCCGGCGUCUACGCUGCCAUGUGGCAACUCUGCCUGGCGCUCAUCUUUAAAAUCAUCAUGACCAUAUUUACAUUUGGACUGAAGGUACCGUCGGGCUUGUUCAUCCCCAGCAUGGCCAUCGGGGCAAUUGCAGGGCGAAUCGUUGGCAUUGCCGUGGAGCAGUUGGCAUAUUACCACCAUGACUGGUUCCUGUUCAAAGAGUGGUGUGAGGUCGGAGCCGACUGCAUCACUCCAGGGCUCUAUGCUAUGGUGGGGGCUGCAGCAUGUUUGGGUGGUGUGACCCGUAUGACAGUGUCCCUGGUUGUCAUUGUCUUCGAGCUGACAGGCGGGUUGGAGUACAUCGUCCCCCUCAUGGCUGCCGUCAUGACCAGCAAAUGGGUGGGUGACGCGUUUGGCCGUGAGGGAAUCUACGAGGCUCACAUCCGUCUGAAUGGAUACCCCUUCCUGGACGCCAAAGAGGAAUUCACACACACCACACUGGCCAGGGAGGUGAUGAGGCCACGACGCAGCGACCCGCCGUUAGCGGUGCUGACGCAGGACGACCUGACGGUGGAGGAGCUGCAGGGCAUCAUCAAUGAAACCAGUUAUAAUGGUUUCCCUGUGAUAGUGUCCAAGGAGUCCCAGAGGCUGGUGGGCUUUGCUCUGCGAAGGGACAUCACUAUCGCUAUAGAAAAUGCCCGUCGUAAGCAGGAGGGCAUCAUGUUGAACUCCAGGGUUUACUUCACUCAGCACGCUCCUACCCUGCCUGCUGACAGCCCCCGGCCCCUCAAGCUGCGCUCCAUCCUGGACAUGAGUCCCUUCACCGUCACCGACCACACACCCAUGGAGAUCGUGGUGGACAUCUUCAGAAAGCUGGGCCUGCGCCAGUGCCUGGUCACUCACAACGGGAUUGUGUUGGGCAUCAUCACAAAGAAGAAUAUAUUAGAGCAUCUGGAGGAGCUCAAGCAGCAGACGGAGCCCCUGGCGGCUUCUUGGUAUUAUCACAAAAAAAGAUAUCCUUCGUCACAUGGCUCAAAUGGCAAACCAAGAUCCCGAGUCCAUCAUGUUCAACUGAUCCCCUCCUUCCAGGACGGCCAAGUGGGAGGGGGAGGCGACAGCGAGGAGGAAGAGGAGGUGCACCUCUUAGACGGCUCCAAUCUUUGACAACGUGGAUCUGGGUUUUUCUCUUUAGUUUUCAGCUUCGUAGACCCUGAACCUCACUGACUGACUGUGGCCCCCAGAGACUUACCGGCCAUGAGAUGGAAAAGACAAUGACAAACAGACUUUGUUAUUAUUGUUCUGGCUGCUGAGGACACAAGGAGGUCAUGGGUAGAAGGCGCACACACACACACACACACGAGGAAUGCACUUUUUACACACUCUCACCCAGAGAACACACACUUUUGCAGUUACAGACACCUCAAACAUGCAUGCUCUCUCCCCACACACACACACACACACACACAAACAAAUCUCUAACCUGUAAAGAUACACCCAUUUGCACUCUUCGUGUGCCUCACCCUCGUCCUGUCUCUGCUGAGGUCGUGGUGGGCGUCGCCUGGCUGGGGUCAAGGGUCAGAAUGAACCGCUGAUGAGGGAUGCGAUGAGGGACCUUGAAACCUCCAGGCUCCCGUAUUUUCAAAAAAAGAACCCCCCCCCCCCGGAAUCACCACACACCCACCAGACCUGUCCGUCCUCCAGAAAAUACAUUGUUUACCUGUGAAUUAAGUGUGAGUGAAAGUGUGUGUGUGUGUGUGUGUGUGUGUGUGUCCUUAGCACCACUACAUUCCAGCAAGGUUACCGUGGGAACUGAGAGGAAGUUAGGAGACGGCUUUAACAAGCGUGUGUCUAUCUGUGAGCGAGAGAGGGAGGUAGAGAGACAGAGAUGAGCACUGAAUUUCAAGAACAAAAAUGUUCCCAUUCAGAAGGAAAAAGGUGAAAAAGUAAGACUUUUGUGAGAGUGUUUUUAUUUCUGAGCCAGCCUGAGCUUUGUGCGAGUGUGUGUGUGUGGGUGGGUGUGUGGGUGUCCUGUCCAUUGAUUCAGUGUGAAGGCAAGUUGAGUGUAAGUAAGGAGAGAAAGAAAAAAAAAACUGUCCAGGUUGAGUUCUUUUGUGGACUCUGUUACAGGAACUAAAAAACAAAUCCAAUUUCCUUUUUCUCCUGAAACUAUUGCUCUUGUUACGACUUUUAACCGAUUGAUAUUGCUUUAAUCAGUUACCUUUUUAUGGCUUGAAGCAAAACAAAACUGGAAAUCUGCGCUGUUUGUUGCAGAGGAAGAGAAAGAUGGCGGCGUUACCACAUAGUGACAUUUUAUUUUCUUUUUGCUGUCCACGUCUUUGGGAAAUAACAUCUUACAUUUUCAAACAGAAACUAUUGUUCGAUAUUAUUCUCUUCCUCAGUUCAUCAAAGUAACUAAACACCAAGCAUUUUUCAUAGCCCCAAUAGAAACAGUUUGACACUCCAUCUGUCGUCUAAAAAAACAAAAAUAUUAAAUCUUAUAAAAUGUUUAGAAGCUGGAACCCGCUAAUGAUUAGCAUUUGCUGCUAUAAGAACAAAAAAAGUUAAUUAUUAAUCAUUAAUCAUUUAAAAGUUUCAGCACUAAAGAAAUUUAAGAACCCAAAAACCUUCAAUCCAAUCUUGGGAAGAAAAACCCUCUAGUCCUGCAGCUCCAAGCAGACUACUGUCAGUCAACAGACACAGGUCAGACUUGGCAUCUCUGAUCCUUAGACACACGCAGAUUAAACAUGAUCAGAUCUAAAAGCACUGAUAAUGGUGGAAAUACAUGAAAUUCCUGUUACUGAGUAAGUGGACCCAUUAUUUUUUCAGCUGCUGUUUCUAAGGUGAAGAGUGAACUGUAAAGCUCAAGAUUAGUUAAUUUUAUUGUUUAAAAAAAUUUUUUUUCUUUUAAUUUUUCUGUCAUAUCCUACAAAUCAUCUCACAACCAUUAAGAUCAAACAAGAACAUCUGGCUGCAUCAGUUGCAGUUUCUCAGUCUCACUCAUCCAAUUUAUUUACUACAUCUGCCAAAUGCCUGACUAAAGGCUUUCAGGGGUUUUUAGGCUUUUCACACCCAUCAUUAAUUCUAAAACCUGUAAGAAACACCUGCUACUCCCAUUGAUCUCCCCCACUUAAUCCUCAGCACGUUGCGAUCCUCUAAGUAAAAAACGAUCAAGGGAAAUGAAGCAAUGGGGAAAUGGCACCUUACCUGUAGAGUGGCAGCAGGUGUGUGUGUGUGUGUGUGUGUGUGUGAGAGAGAGAGAGAGUGUGAGUGAGUGAGUGAGUGAGUGAGGAAGGUGGGAUUCAUCCUGUGUAUGUCUUUCUGUUGCAGUGACUGUCCUGCUGUGGGUUGACAGGGAGCAGAGCAUUGUCUUUGUUAACCAGUGGUGUUGCCUAACAUUGUAUUUCAUACUGAUAUCAAUGUUUUGUUUUGUUUUUAAUUUAUGGGUAGUGUCGAUAGAGUUGUGCAUUAUUAUUAAGAAUUUUAUGUAUGAUUACAUUGAUUGUUUGAUUGUACAUUUAAAACAAAAUAUGUAAAGAUUAAAUUUUGUUUUAAAUUAAAAGGAAAAAAGUUUCAAGUUGCA